AUGACCGUCGAUGAGCAUGGAGUGAAGAAGAAGAAGGACAGGACCAACGAGUCCUUCAUUGUUGUCCGGCCACCCCCUUCCAAAACCAACCACCCAUUGAACCUCCAAGUGCAACUCGUUCCACCGAGUAGCCGAGACUUCAGCCGCUCCUCCACUGGUGGUCGCUCACGCGAGGCCUCCGUGGUACCAGAUGAAGACCCCGCGCCGGACAUGCAGCUCACGAGGACAAGCUCGAAUCGCUCCGACGUCUCGAUGUAUUCCUCUUACUCCCAGGCGUCUUUCUCAUCUGUUGCCUCCACUUCCACGACAUCAUCCGGCCGACGGAUGAUCAUCCCACUCUACAACCUCCAAGCACACAGCGUUCUCACAAACGUCAUCCUGGACGCCGGUACAGAUGCGAAAGUUGCCAAGUUCCAACGACGCGGCCUCGAGAUUCUUGGUCUCGCCACCCUAGAGCCGAUUGAGGUAUGGGGUGAGGGCGGGAACCCCACAGUGCUGCCCGGCUUUUCUCCAAACGCCGCGUCCAAUGCUCUUCCCGAUGAGCAUGCCUCACGCCCCAGCGCCGACUUCUCCCAAGGCGUCCAAACGCCUGCCUCUUCGAGGCUGUCGUUCACGUCUGACGACCAUCAUCACAUCGCACCCCCAGCCACCCCCGCCCUUCCUGUUACUCCUGCGACGCCUUCCACGCCCAAGCACACGCCCGGUUCUAGAAAGUUUUUUGGCAAGCUCUUUAAACGGCGUGGUGAUUCGCCAACAAAUUCUCCCGGCCUUCCCCCGUCUCCAUUACCUCCGAUCACCGCCCAGCCCCCCUCACCCAUCCAGUCUGCAACCCCGCUUCCCUCCACCGACCAGCGACCGAAUCGUCGUUCAUCACUAAUGCUCGGCGGAGGAGCCUCUUUGGGCGUAUCCGGUCACUCGUCAGUGCCGUCGGGGUCGGAAGGUGCACCCCCCGUAGGAGACGGUAGCACAUACCUCCUGCCACCGGUUCUUGGCCUCCAGCCCACUCUCAGCUCUCAAACAUACCCCCCUCGUGGGCGGUCGACGAAAUAUGUUUGGGUCGUGCGGAAGUGGCUCAAAGGCACGCCCGACUCGAUCCUCAGCGGCAUGAAGGACAAGUUUGCGCGCACCGGCCCGAACCCCGGCACGGUUGAAGGCAUGGUGGAGGUCCGAUUUGAAUGGAGCCGCGGGAAGCACCGUCGAGGGCACCGGGAGAACACGUUGGAAGAAGGCUCACGUUCCAAACGACACAGCUACGCUGCGUCAUCCGCCGCCCAGUCGACGACUUCCCUUCAUCAAUCUCCGCCGCAGGUCGUGAUUUCAGAUCCUCCCUCGACGCGCAGGAAGAAGCGCGCCUCGAUACACGAAUCACACCCGACACGGGCCUCGAUGGACUCACGCCGGUCCGGCUCUCCCGGGACUGGGGCCGGGGGUUCGGACGAGGACCGGGCUAAGGCCAGCCCACCGACAACGCUGGAGAACGACGGCGACGAGAGCGAUCCAGAGGACUCGGAGACGCCGUGGACGUGCACACUCAUCGUGCGCCGCCUGGGCGGUUCACGCCUCGCGCCUGCGCCCGCGGGCGCAGGCACGAACUCGGCUGGGAAUGUGAAGGUGAAGAUCGCGGGCGUCGUACCUACCCCGCACCACCCGAAGGUCGUCGCGCUCCUCAAGGUGCCGUUCCCGCUGCCGGAUAUAGAGAUCGAGCGGGUGAGCGUGCGCAAGCGGGUGAUCACUCCGGCGGGGGUCGCGCGCCCGGCGACGGUGAACGACGAGCGGCCAGGGUCGUUAACGGGCAAGCAAGUGGGCAGUGGGAUGAAGUUCUUCGGGAGCACGAAAGAGAACGGCGCGAUGGGCCCGCCAGAGGGCCUUGUCCUGACCGCGGAGGAGAUCAAGGACGUCGUGUCGUGCACGGCGAUGUGGCUCGUAGUGCGCGAAGGAUUCGGUGGGGUCGGGAGGGCGAACCGGAAGGGUGAUGGAGGAUGGCGAAUGCGGUGA
This is a messenger RNA of Epithele typhae, 1995 nucleotides long. RefSeq lists its product as uncharacterized. The coding region runs from base 1 to 1995 and encodes 664 amino acids. The record is from RefSeq and is a predicted model, not a curated record. NCBI's taxonomy places the organism in Eukaryota, Fungi, Basidiomycota, Agaricomycetes, Polyporales, Epitheliaceae. The transcript is spliced from 2 exons.